UUAAAAAAAAAAACCGCGUGAAAACUAAAUAUUGGAGGCCAAUGUUUCUGUUCGAGGGUGAGUCAUCAUCGGCCCGAUAGCCCCAAAAACUAGAGCCCAACAUCUGGAGUAAACCGGAAAGUCGCCGACGAUUGGCGAUCUCCCUCGCGAUCUCACUAGAUUGCGGAUAAUCGGAGAGAGAAAGAAGAUGAAGAAAGAGGAAACAGUUAAACUGAUCAGCGCUGAAGGGAUGGAAUUUGUUAUUGACAAGGAAGCUGCCAUGCUUUCUCAAACCAUCCGUAACAUGCUUACUUCUCCAGGUGGUUUCGCGGAGACGGAGCAUGGGGAAGUGACUUUUCCGGAGAUAAGUGCUUUGAUUCUUGAGAAGAUCUGUCAGUAUUUUUAUUGGAAUCUUCAAUAUUCCAGGGGUAAAGAGACCGAGUUCCACAUUGAACCUGAACUUACUCUGGAGCUGAUGAUGGCUGCUAAUUAUCUCCAUACUUAGUUGAUUACUUUCUUUCCUUCUUAGAUGCCAGAUGGUGCCUUCCUUUAUUGAACUUCUGGGUGAAGCUGAAACGACUUCAUGCGAAUGACAGAGUGGUGAUAUUCAAAUGUGUCAUUGCUGUUUUUUCUUUUUUUAAUUUCUUUUUGCAGUGCUGAUUGAAUGAUUGUUCAAGGGACAUCAAUUGUAUUCCAGAUAACUGCUGAAGAUGUUCAUGUCUUGUAUAUAUGUUGCUAUGAAUUGCAAGAAACUUA
Molecule: messenger RNA, 735 nt
Organism: Hibiscus syriacus
Lineage: Eukaryota; Viridiplantae; Streptophyta; Magnoliopsida; Malvales; Malvaceae
Product: elongin-C-like
Exons: 4
Coding region: 188-484 (98 amino acids)
Biological process (GO): ubiquitin-dependent protein catabolic process
Cellular component (GO): elongin complex
Molecular function (GO): protein-macromolecule adaptor activity
Source: RefSeq, a predicted model, not a curated record